Microbotryum saponariae is the source of this 4743-nucleotide messenger RNA. Lineage: Eukaryota; Fungi; Basidiomycota; Microbotryomycetes; Microbotryales; Microbotryaceae. The record is from the annotation of a GenBank genome assembly.
AUGGACAGCUCUCCCGCCUCGCCUUUGGCCCCCAGGGAUCCCAGCUCCCCUGAAUCUUCGAUCGGCGAACAAAUCGCCACUCUACAGGCCCAGCUUGCCGCUCUGCAGGCCUCGCAACCCGCCGCCGCCGCAGCCGCCGCACCCCCGGCCGUCACCAUCGUGCCGGGGAACGCCGCCACCGCAUCCAAGGUCGUGUUUCCCAAGCACGCUCGUCUGGACGACCCCAAGUCGUUCACCAACUGGUUGCGUCAACUCCGUCUUGCACUCCCGAACCAGGUUCGUGGUUACGUUCUCGACGGUGUCGUUCCCCCGACCUGGACCGCCGACCAGCUUGCCGCACGUGACGACGCCGCCCGGGAAAUCAUCGUUGGCUCUAUCGACUCCGCCGACGUAUCGGCCACCCUCGACGCCAUCCCCAGCGACGACCUGUCGGCACCGCGCAUCUUUGCCGCUCUCAAGGCUCGUUUUGCACCGGACGACGCUACACGCACUCUCGAGUUGUUCGCUCGCCUUUGGGACUUCAGGAAGAUGCCUGCCUCCGUCGAGGCCUACGACACUUGGCUACGCGAGUACAUGUCGAUUGCUCAGGAAAUACGCGACGCCAAAACAUCGCUCAACGACGUGCUCGCCACCCACGUGCUCGCCAUGGUCCCGUCUUGCCUCGACAGCUUCCGACUCACGUUCACGGACGAGCAGCGAAACCGACGCGACCUUCCCGAACUCACGACGCUUACGGACCGCAUUCGCAUCCAGCUUCGUUCGGCAGGACUCUCGACCUCGCAUUCGGCCAUGCUUGCCACGCGCUCCCCUUGCCCCGCCUGCCGCGCUCCCGGUCACCGCCUGCGCGACUGCACUUCACGUGCGAAGCACCCGCCCACCGGCCCCUGCCGCCGAUGCCACAAGAAAGGUCACUGGGCACUCGACUGCAAGAACCGGGGUGAACAGGCACGUAGCAGCGACGACACCCAGGACGACACGUCUUCCUCCGCGGCCUCGCAACCGAACGUCGGCUAUUUCGCCUCCUGUCUCUUCGCUCGUCGCCAACUCCCAACUGACGCCUUUGUAGUCGAUUCGGGUGCCACGACACACAUGGUCGCCGACCGAUCUCUAUUCACGACUUAUCGUCAGACGGCACACACCAAGAUCGGCGGCAUCGCGGGCGGCAUCACGGCUAUCGGCAUGGGGGACGUGGCAUUCGUCGCCAAGACUGGACACCCGAUCACGCUCCGUGGUGUUCUUCACACGCCUGGCCUACACGUCAACCUCCUCUCUGUCUCUCGCCUCUGCGACACCGACCGCGUUCGUCUCGCCUUCACCAGCGACGGCAUCGACAUCGCCAAGGACGGCCGGGCCAUUGCUCACGGUACCAGGGUCAACGACGGUCUUUACCUUUUGGACGCGGAUCACACCAAGUGUCAGCAUCUUGCCUUCCUCUCACGCUCUGAGUCUCCCGUGCCCCUGCUUACCCUACACCGCUGCCUCGGCCAUCUUGCCCCAUCCUCUAUACAGAAGAUGAUUGCUGCAGGUUUGCUGGACGGGUUUGGGGCCGGGUACAGUGACAAAGACGUAGAGGAGUUUGUUUGCAAUGCUUGCCUUGGUUCCAAAGGUCACCGCCUUCCCUUUCCCGACUCUGAGUCGCAUUCCGCCGAGAGACUUGGCCUCGUGCACAGCGACGUCCUGUCGUUCCCCACUCCGUCCUUGACCGGGAAGCGCUACCUUGUCACGUUUCUAGACGACCACUCUCGCAAACUCUGGGCAUAUGCGAUCGAUCACAAAAGCGAUGUUUUCCCGACCUUCCAGACUUGGCUCGCCGAAGUGGAGUUAGAGACGAACGCGCGGUUGAGGAUCCUUCGAACCGACAAUGGCGGGGAGUACCGAUCAAACGCAUUCACGGAGUUCUGCAAAUCCAAGGGCAUUCGUCGUCAAUACUCUAUCCCUUACACGCCUCAACAAAACGGUCGCGCCGAACGUGUCAACCUCUCCAUCGUCGAGGGCGUCCUCGCUCUCCUUGCGGACGCCCGUCUGCCGGCCACCUUUUGGGAUGAAGCGGCUGCGUAUUUCGUUUAUUGCAAAAACAGGUGCUCACACUCAGCUUUGGCCAAACAGACUCCAGAAUCCGUUUGGAACGGCCAACGCACCACCGCCACCGCCCUCCACCCGUUCGGCUGCACAGCCUGGCUCACGGUCGCCCCGGACCUUCGCAGCAAGCUCGACCCCAAGGCCGCGCGCGUGAUCUUCACAGGUUACGACCUCGCCUCCAAAGCUUUCCGUUUCUUUGACCAUUCCAUCAACAAGAUUGUACUUGGUCGCAAUGCCACCUUCCUCGACGACGACUUCCCCGGCCUGCCAGUCACCACGCCCGUCGAUGCAGACGACACCGACCGUCAGUUCGUCGUUCCCGCCGACACGCCCGCCCCUGCCGUCAAGACGAGGACCCCACUAGUAAGGUCGGCGCACAUGGACGUCUCAUCCUCCCUUGAUGAUUCUGCCAUGAGCGCCGUUGACGUGGCCCCAGGGUACACUGGCGGAACCUUACUUAAUUCCACAGAUACCGAAUCGUCCUCGUCACCGUCUCCUGAGCCGUCCUCGUCACCGUCGCCCACAAACCCUUUGUCACCGUCGCCUGCGCUGUCACCGUCGUUGGCAGCGUCAUCGUCACCCUCGGUCUCACCGACCGACUCUGACUACUCCGCCGACCCUCUGGACCUCAUCGGCUCACAGACCCCGACUCGCCUUGGCCCACCGGACGUGCACCGCCCAGACUUCAGCACGUACCGUGAGCCCGCAUCGGCUGAGGAGUCGCCCGACGAACUCGACAUCAUUGGGCGUCACUCACGCGAUGAAUCGCCGGAUGAAAUCGAUUUCCUCACCCAACACCACCGCGCCUUCAUCGCCACAGACGACGACGACCCCACCCUCGACGCCAUCGAGCCCGUCAAAUCGAUCACUAGCGACCCCCAGACCUGGCGCGAAGCAAUGUCCAGCGACGAGCACAACAUCUGGGCUGAGGCCGCCGCCGCCGAGUUCACCGCCAUGCGCGACGACUUCAAGGUGUUCACCAUCGAGCCUCGCUCAUCUGUACCGCCGGGCGCCACCAUCGUCACCUCCAAAUUCGUCUGGAAGACCAAGCGCAACGCAAGCGGUGAAGUCACGGGGCGGAAGGCACGUCUUGUAGCGCAGGGUAACCGACAGCGCGACGGCAUCGACUUCUCAGAAACCUUCGCACCCGUCGCCCGUUUCUCCUCCAUUCGCUGCCUCCUGGCUCUUGCCGCUGCCAAUGGCUACCACGUUCAUCAGGCCGACAUCGACAAGGCUUACCUCCACGGCGAGCUCGAUCAUGAUAUCUGGAUGACGACACCACGCGGUUUCGACUUCCCGAGCGAUAAGGUUCUCCGGCUGCGACGCUCAAUCUACGGUCUCAAGCAGGCCGGUCGCAUCUGGAAUCGUCACAUUGACACAUCACUCAGGAAUCUGGGGUACAAGGCAACAGGCACUGAUCACUGCAUUUACUCUCGCAUUGACGAUCAGCAGCGGCCUCACUAUAUCGCCUUGUAUGUCGACGACCUCCUCAUUGUCAGUCCAGCCCUCGACGAGAUCGAACGUGUCAUCUCCGGCCUUGAACAGCGGUACGGCGUCAAACGACUCGGCCCCGCGGAGUACAUCCUCGGAAUCCAAAUACGCCGCCUGGACGACGGUUCCAUUGCUCUAUCCCAGGAGCGCUACAUCAUGGACGUGCUGGCCCGUUUCCACUUCGACACCACGACACGCGGCACUACGGUGCCGAUGACGCCCGGCCUCUCGCUCACGGCAAUUCCGGGUCAGGGAACGGAGCGCAUUCGUUCGUGGUACCUACAGGCCAUCGGCUCCCUCCUCUACAUCUCCCUUGGCACUCGACCCGACAUUGCCUUCGCCGUCUCGUACCUGUCCCGGUUCGCCAACAACCCCGGCCGCCGCCAUUGGAUUGCCGUCAAACACGUCCUUCGCUACCUUCGCGCCACGUACCGCGAUGAGCUUCUCUAUGCCCGCGGCCCAGCAAAAGUCACGGGUGUGGUUGGUUAUUCUGAUGCGAACUGGGGCGCCUGCGUCGACACAUCCAUUUCAACGAUGGGCUACGUAUUUUACUUGGCAGGCGCCGCUGUCUCUUGGUCGUCGAAGCGUCAGACUCGGGUAGCGGAUUCCACCACUGAUGCCGAGUACCUGGCCUUGUCGCACGCGGGUAAGGAAGCGAUCUACCUUAACCAACUCCUCUCCGAGCUCCACGUUUGCCCAAUCGCUGCAGCUCACAUCUUCACCGACAACGAGGCCGCGGCCGCCGUCGCUCACGACCCCGUUCGCACCUCCGGCACCCGGCACAUUCGCCUCCGCGAGCAUUUUGUCCGUGACAUGGUCAAUCGAGGUGAUAUCUCUCUCUCACACGUUGGCACAGCAGACAUGGUUGCGGACGUAUUCACCAAGGCGCUAGGCCCCAAGAUUUUUGGUACACAUUGCUAUGCUCUAGGCCUCCGGACGCGACAUCCACGGCUCAAGUCUACCUCGCGUUCGCGUGGGGGGGGGUGUGAGGAAUCCACUCUCCGCUCGGCUCAGGACUUAGGCGCGCGGAGCGAACCGGGCGCGGACUUAGGCGCGCGGAGUGAGCCGGGCGCCCCGGCCCAGGACUUAGGCGCGCGGAGCGAGCCUGGGCCAUUGGCUCAGCCCCAGGCUCGCUGGCUGUGGACUUGGGGCGCGCGGGUCUCUUAUUGUUAG